AUGAUUCCCAACGCUCAGCACUCGUGGCAGGACGAAGAUGCAAGAUUCUGCAAGGGAACUGCUCGAUGUGCCACAAAAGUUCAUCAAAGAGGGCACGCAGUUCAUGAACAGGUGUACCAAGCCAGACCAAAAAGAGUAUCUCAUGAUCUCAAGAGCCAUCGGCGUCGGCUUUCUCAUCAUGGGCUUCAUCGGUUUCUUCGUCAAGCUGAUACACAUCCCCAUCAAUUCCAUAUUGGUUGGAGGAGCAUAGCUGGCCACGACGGCGUAGCAACGCGGCAUUGUACCUCAUUUCGCGCGCCCAACUGUACCGCCAUGCAUGUUCGUGUCGCUCGACAGCUUGGCUGGAUGCUGCAAUGCCCAACAUCGCGUCUUGCAGGCAUCUACGUCGAGCGUGCUGGCGUUUGA
Mixia osmundae IAM 14324 is the source of this 405-nucleotide messenger RNA. RefSeq lists its product as uncharacterized. The coding region runs from base 1 to 405 and encodes 134 amino acids. The transcript has 5 exons. NCBI's taxonomy places the organism in Eukaryota, Fungi, Basidiomycota, Mixiomycetes, Mixiales, Mixiaceae. The record is from RefSeq and is a predicted model, not a curated record.